Messenger RNA from Aspergillus puulaauensis, 3051 nucleotides. RefSeq lists its product as uncharacterized. NCBI's taxonomy places the organism in Eukaryota, Fungi, Ascomycota, Eurotiomycetes, Eurotiales, Aspergillaceae. Gene Ontology annotation, biological process: transmembrane transport. Gene Ontology annotation, cellular component: membrane. The coding region runs from base 1 to 3051 and encodes 1016 amino acids. The transcript has 8 exons. Gene Ontology annotation, molecular function: ATP hydrolysis activity; ATP binding; ABC-type transporter activity. The record is from RefSeq and is a predicted model, not a curated record.
AUGGCAGAACACGCAACUUAUUGCACUGGCGUGGACGACUCCUGGAAGGUUCACGCAUCGACCUGUCGAGGGGGGUUCGACUUCACACUGCUCUUCGAAGAAGUCGUGUUAGGUAUCCUACCAAUCGUCCUCGCCAUAGUCAUAUCUCCGUUUCGGAUAUAUGGUUUACUUCGAACCACCAGUAAGAUCGAGCCCUCAAAGCGACCAAUCUACAAGGCGGCAGCAUGGAUUCUUUGGAGCGCGUUGCAAUUCCUGCAAGCGGUUCUGUGGGCUUUACCAGAUGCUCGAAGAACCAGGCUCUCCUUUGCCUCAAACCUGAUUAUGGGAUGUGGAUCCAUAAUUCUCUGUGUCCUGUCAUACAUAGAGCACUCUCGCAGUGUGCGUCCAGCAUUCCUGUUGGAGCUCUAUUUGCUGAUCACUCUUCCCUUUGACGCUGCGCGGAUAAGAACUCUCUGGCUGCGCGAAGGGGGGGACGUUGACAAGCUGAUGGCAGUCGUCGCCAGCUUCGCAAUCGGGAUCAAGCUCCUUCUUGUCCUGUUGGAGUCAUGGCAGAAGAAGGCCAUCCUCAAAGACCAAUAUAAGCACUAUCCAGCAGAAGCCCGCGCGGGGCUUGCCAGCAGGGCAUUUUUCUGGUGGUUAAACCCUCUGUUCCUCACGGGUUUCCGCAAGACACUGCAGGUCGAAGAUUUGUAUACCCUAGACAAAAGAUUAGAAUCUCCUCGUUUGCGUGACUUGUUGGAUUUCCGAUGGAGCAAAGAAAAUCAAACCGGGAAAUCUUCGUUGAUCGGCGUAGUCUUCAAAACUUUCAAAUGGUCAAUCCUGGCAGUUAUUCCUCCUAGGCUGUGUAUGAUCGGAUUGACAUUCUGCCAGCCCCUUCUUCUCCAUAAAGCUAUGGAGCUGUCUUCGGAGGAGGUGACCAUUGAAUCAACCCAGAUUGGAUAUGGACUAAUCGGCGCGUAUGUGCUGGUUUACGUUGGAAUGGCGAUCAUGAUGAGCCAACAACAGCAUCUAACGUACCGCGCGAUCACUAUGGUCCGCGGUGCGUUGGUUUCUCUGAUCUACAAGAAAGCAAGCGUGCUGUCGAUCCAGGAUGCCGAUCCGGCAGCUUCCUUAACUCUAAUGACGGCAGACAUUGAAAGAAUCGUCCAGGGGUGGCAGACGAUGCACGAGAUCUGGGCGAAUGCUACUGAGAUCGCGCUUGCUAUUGUCCUUCUAGAGAGGCAACUGGGCAUCGCGUGUGCUGUUCCCAUUGGGGUCGCCAUCUUCGCCCUCUUGGGUUCCAUGGUUGCCAUGUCCGGUGUAAUGGCCAAGCAAGCAAAAUGGCUUGAAGCUAUUGAGAAACGUAUUUCCUCAACUGGUGCCAUGCUUGCAUCGAUCAAGGGGGUCAAGUUAUUAGGACUGAAACCAACCCUCAUGGCUUCGAUUCAGAAGUUGCGGUUGGAAGAAUUGGACAUCUCAAAAGGUUUUAGAAAGCUGCUGGUCUGGAACAUGGCAUUUGGUAACCAUUCCGAUCUCUCAUGGCUCACGCGAAUUUUCGCUCCCAUUGUGUCCUUCGCAGCAUUUGUUGCCAUAUCCGAAAAAUCAGGAGACGGCGCUUCGCUUGAUAUUAACAUGGUAUACACAUCGCUGUCGCUAUUCGCACUCCUGGCCGAUCCAUUCUUGUCUCUGGUGAUGGCACUCAUGGGGUUCCUUGGGUCUAUUGGGUCUUUCGCGCGGAUCCAGGAGUUCCUUAACAAGGAAACUCAUCAAGCCGACUCCGAGCCACCGCGCUGGAGCUCGGUAACAAGUUUGACUUUGCGUGAAAAGCGCGAUACCUCAAAUACAUCCAGUACCCUCACACUCACCGAAGACAAGAACACACCGCCCAGUCAGAUGAAAUUCGCCCUCCCCCUCAUGGACAUGAUCAUGGUUGAGAGCGCAAGCUUCGGGUUCGAUCCUAAAGCUGAGCCAAUCCUUGAGGGCAUCGGAAUGACUCUACCUGGGCGGAGUUUCUCAAUGAUUGUCGGACCCUCAGGCUCUGGUAAGUCGAUAUUGUUGAAGGGUCUGCUUGGGGAGGUUCCGUGUCUGGAAGGCAAGGUGAAGAUGUCCUCAGACAGUAUCGCAUACUGCGAUCAGACUCCUUGGCACAUGAAUGGCACUAUUCGCGACAGUAUCACGGCCAUGUCUGAGUUCGACCUACUCUGGUACACGACCGUCAUCAGAGCUUGUGCUUUGGAACAGGAUCUUGCACAAUGGCCGCAGGCGGAUCAGGCUGUCAUUGGCAGUCGAGGUGUUGCACUCAGCGGUGGACAAAGCCAAAGAAUUGCACUGGCGAGGGCAAUCUAUGCCCGGAAGCGUCUCUUAAUCCUCGACGAUGUAUUUAGUGGUCUUGAUGCGGCGACAGAGAAUCAUAUUUUCUGCAGCCUGCUUGGAGUGAACGGACUCUUGCGGGAAGCUGGGACCACUGUCGUUCUUGCUUCGUCCUCUGUAAAACGCAUCCCGUAUGCCGACCACAUUGUCGUGUUGAAUGAAGAGAGGAGGUUGACAGAAUCGGGGUCAUUUGGCGAUCUCGCUGAACAAUCCGGCUACAUCUCCAGCUUCUCUCUCCCAUCUCCAAACUGGGAUUCAACCGUCGAGGCGGAAUACGUCCCCAAGUCCAAGCCCUCCCGAACAUCGGUCCAACCCGUCAAGAAAGAGGAUUGGAGUGAGGAGAAUGUGCACAAACAUAGGGGCAGCUUGGGGACCUACGUGUUCUACAUCCGUGCAGUCGGUUGGAUACCUACCUUGAUCUUUCUAGUGACCAUCGCCGGGUUUGUUUUCUGCAUAUCGUUCCCAAGUAUCUGGCUGAAAUGGUGGGCUGCCGCAGAUGCAGCAGAACCUGGGGAGCACACCCAGCAUUACGUCGGUAUUUAUUUCGUGCUGGGAGGACUGGCCAUGAUUUGUCUGCUUGUCAGCUGCUGGGAUGUGAUCGUAAGUUCGGUGCCAAGAUCAGGCGAAAGGUUCCAUGGGGCUCUUUUGGAUACUGUUCUAAGGUGUGUUGUGCCUCUCCUGAAGAGAAAAACUCAUCGCUGA